This is a messenger RNA of Amphibalanus amphitrite, 1804 nucleotides long. RefSeq names its product dynein axonemal assembly factor 4-like. Gene Ontology annotation, biological process: inner dynein arm assembly; cilium movement; outer dynein arm assembly. Bases 290 to 1600 code for a protein of 436 amino acids. The transcript has a single exon. The record is from RefSeq and is a predicted model, not a curated record. Lineage: Eukaryota; Metazoa; Arthropoda; Thecostraca; Balanomorpha; Balanidae. Gene Ontology annotation, molecular function: protein binding.
GCGCAUAGAUAUCAGUGAUUGUGGAUCACGAUGGAUCACGAUUGCGCUUCUCUGUCUGAUUUAAUCACUCAGGGGUAAUACCAUUGAAAACUGUGCAAAAAUAGCGAGCUGAAAUCGAUGAUUCGUUUUCGCGUGUGACCUAGAAUCAGUGUUUCGGGAGUCAUCACCAAACAACGCCACGGGACAGGACUAGCUUCCGAGAUAUCAAGAGAAGUCGGUAAGCGGAUUAUACGCUGUUGGCAAAAGGCCCGAGGAGCGAUUCUCAUGUUGUGUACUGUGAACUAACAACAUGGCGAUAUUUAUAAAUAACUACACUUGGCAACAGAGUAACAAGAAAGUUACUAUCGAUGUUCCUUUUACAACGACUUCAAAAGACAAGAUGAGCAUAAUAUGCACAUCGAACUAUCUGAAAGUAUCAAAGCCACCAUAUAUUUUCGAAGCCGUUCUAGCUCAACCGGUUGAACAUGAUGCAACGGUCGUUAAGCUGACUGAUGAAGGCAUCAAUAUCGAGCUGGUGAAGCUCACAGAAAAGCGGUGGAGUGAUCUUCGUCAAAACUUGACAAAAGAAGAACUGGUCGUGGAACGCGAGAAGGCGUUAGAAUUCGUAGCACGAUUGGAAGCAGAGGCUGCUGAAAAACGUGGUGAAGAGCGACUCAACCGUGAACGUCUUAGCGUCAAAGAGCAGAUGCGGGUGGAUGAGGCUGGUCGCAAAUCCCGCGAGGCAGCGCAGCAGCAGGAGAAGAACAGAGCACUGGCCGAGGUAUUCCGCGUGACCUCUCCGCCGCGCCGCCGCCGUCGGCCGAGCGAGGUGACCGUGUUCAGCGUCAGCGAGCUCACAGAGUCAGAGGAGAACUGCGGCCAGGACACAGAACUGGGCCUGCCCGAGGAGCAGACCCUGCGCGAACAAGAGCCUGUCACUGUCAGCAGCUCGGCCUGUUCGACACCAUCCAAGGGUGCGGCAGCGGUGUCCGCCGUGCACGCCGCUCGCUCAGCCACGCCGGCGGCGGCGGCGCCGGUCCGCACGGCCGGCACCAUCCGCUGCGCAUUCACACCGCGUCAGUUCCCGUCGGCGGCACGCGAGAGUCGCUCAGAGGAGGAGCAAGAGUGGCUGAGGAAACAGGCCGACAAGUAUCGGCGCGACGGAGCCCUGGACGAGGCCGACCUCCGGCCGCACGAGAAGGACCCACGCUGGCUCAAAGAGCGUGGCGACGCCUUCUACCAGCACGGAAACUACCUGGCUGCCAUCAACGCCUACAGCCAUGCCAUCCACGCGGCGUCCAACGCUCCAGAGCUGUACUCGAACCGAGCCGCCUGCCACCUGCGGCUCAACAACUUCCACAAGACUCUGGAGGACUCGUCGUCGGCACUAGACCUGCUCACGCCGGCCGUUGAGGCGAACCGGGUGUCGCGACUACGGUGUCACGUGAGGCGUGGUACGGCGCUCCUGCGGCUCGGCGCCUGCUCUGAGGCUCUGGCUGAGUACGAAAUGGCGCUCAGCCUCGACCCCAAUAAUGAGAAGUUGGUGCAGGACGUGAAAACGGUGCGCCGGCUGGCGGAGGGCUACGACAGCGAUCCCGACGAGCUAUCUGCGCUGGAUUAGAGAGCUCUUAAACUCGUGUUGACUUGUGCUUCGUCCAGACUCAAGUUUGUUUAAGUGUGAACAUUCAUUGAAUCCCAUGGACUGGGCCUGCCUUCAGUUGUUUUUGUCAGGCCCAGAAUAUUUAAUGGUGAUGCAAUGUGUCUCAUUUAAAACUGAUCACAAGAGCAAGCCAGCAAUAAAAUACAAAAGCACAUCUAUCCAAAA